AUGAGAGGCGAGCCUACACCUGCAUGGGACUCUGGGAACAGCACCAUUUGGGAGGAAUACACCGACGUCGCCUUUGUGGUGGCAAACAGCUUGAUUCUGUUGAUCACUUCUGCCGUGGGGAUCGCGGCAAAUCUUUUUGUCAUACUGGCAGUUUAUCACCAAAAAUCACUGCAAACUUCGAAUAAUGCACUGGUGGUGAAUCUGGCAGUCACAGACACUCUGAGAUGCGUAAUUGACUGCCCCAUUCUCCUCAUCAUCAUCCUGACUGUGUAUCGAAGAGGAAGUGUGGUUGAGCUGCUCUGUGAUGCACAAUUGGCCUCUUUCUCCUUCAGCUGCUGCAUCCAGCUGUUGACACUGGCCUGUAUAAGCUCAGAGAGGUACCAGGCCAUCGCACAGCCCUUCAAAACAAGUCAAAGGCGAAGACGGAUCAUGUUGCUGAUUCCUCUCACAUGGGCCUUGGCUAUUCUGGUGGCUAUUUUUUGUCCGAUAUUUGUGAAGGACUCACCCGUGUAUCAGAGAUGCAAAGGAUUAUCAAGAGAGACAUCCUCCUCUUAUGACACUUUUGGACUUUACAUGUUGUUCCCACUUUGGGCAGCUUGUUUUAGUGUCAUUAUUGGAUUCUAUGCUCGCAUAUUUGCUCUUGUGAGAUCACACAAUCGCAAAAUAUUUGACAAAGGUACUUUUCUCCCUUCGAAAAAAGACAAAGAAAAAGUUAAGCAGGUGAAAGAAGAAACCACAGCUGUGGAAAAUGGACUUGGAAAAUCAGAGCAAAACCAGGCCCUGAGCAGAAGUGUUGCUCAGGUGGAACCGGCGACACAAGCUGAACCAAAUUUAUCCAAGACAGAUUCUACGGCCUCAAAAAAAGCUGCACAAUGCUCCUCUGUCGGUUCAGAGAAUAACAAAGAAUUAAAAAAUACACUGGAGAUAACUGACUUGGAAACGAAACAAUCUCACCCUCCUGCAAUGCAGGUUGCAGUGCAGACUGAGGAGAAACCUUUUAAAAUGGAGCAGUCUAAUCCCUGUGGCACGAAAGCUGAAGCAAAACCAUCAAAUGGAGAUGCUGCUGCUAGUGUUAAGAGCUCAACCACAAAGCCGCAGAAGGUGUCAAGCAAUUUCGACACAGAAAAGCAGUCCAAAGAGAGAGUGAAAAUUGACAAAGCGCCCUCUGAAAUGAAAGAAACCAGCCCCCAUGUUCCCCCGUCUGCACAGUUAGAAAAUCCUGAAUCCACUUCUGUUUUACUGAUUGAACUAAAACAAGCCAAGAGCAGCAGCAGAGGAGAAACACUGACUGUCGCUACAGUAGAUCAAGUGUCUUCAUUACCUCCCGUAUCAAGUAAUGUCCCUGAAACAGAAGCUGAAAAACAAAACACGGCAGUGGAAGGGGCUGUUUGCAUGAUGCCUUCAAAAGCGAGUAAAGAGAGAGCGCACAAGAAAAAAGAAAGUAAAAUGGCGAAGCGUGCUGGCUACAUAAUUAUAACCUUCGUCUUAUUCUGGCUGCCGCUGAUCACAACUAUCCUGAUGAACUUUGUUGUUUAUGGAAACAAGAAUACAGGGAUCACAGUCAUUCAGGACUUGGAGAUUCUGUCCGUGUCUGUCGCCUGCAUCACAUCACUGAGUGACCCAAUAAUAUACGCUGCAGUGAACCCUCAGUUUCGGACAGAGUUUUAUCGGCUGAAAACCAAAUUUGUGUCCAUUUUCAGUAAGAAAUGAUCAUUUCUCUUCUUCUGUCUACCUUUGAGUGGCACUAGACCAAAUUACCAUUUUCAAUAUUCACCAUAUAACUGAAUAUUUAAAUGGUGAAAACAUUUGUCUGGUCACUGCUCAAAUAUUAAACCUCCCAGACAUCAAAGUGUGAAUUUUCAUUUGGGUUUUGGAGGUAUAUUAUUUUAUACGCCGCUGCGUUAUCUCAGAUUUUAUGCAGGCUGACUUCACAGCAGUUACUAAACACCGCAGAGCAGAGGCGUUGCAUGCAGCGAGAAGCAGCCUGGACUGACGCAAUCAGCUCAGCAGGGGGACGCUGCUGAGUUCCCUGUCAAACAAUCACAGAGGCCUGCUCGUCUGUCUCCAGAGACCCUGCAGGCAGGACCCACCACUGGGCCAGUCAGGUCCUCACAUGUCAUCCUGCAGCACCUAAUUAUGGUCCCAUCCUCUUAUUAGUAAUGCUCUUUGAGUAAUCAGCCAAAACAUUAUGAAGCCCACCUAAUUGUCCUCUGGGAAAUAAAAAAGCAAAGAAAAGAAAAGACAU
Messenger RNA from Epinephelus lanceolatus (giant grouper), 2245 nucleotides. RefSeq lists its product as uncharacterized. The record is from RefSeq and is a predicted model, not a curated record. Gene Ontology annotation, biological process: G protein-coupled receptor signaling pathway. Gene Ontology annotation, molecular function: G protein-coupled receptor activity. Gene Ontology annotation, cellular component: membrane. NCBI's taxonomy places the organism in Eukaryota, Metazoa, Chordata, Actinopteri, Perciformes, Serranidae.